Bursaphelenchus xylophilus (pine wood nematode) is the source of this 2451-nucleotide messenger RNA. The record is from the annotation of a GenBank genome assembly. Lineage: Eukaryota; Metazoa; Nematoda; Chromadorea; Rhabditida; Aphelenchoididae.
AUGCGCCUAUUUUUUGCGCUCGCCCUAACGACCGGCCUCGUCCUAGCCAAUCAUCCUCAUGUCCUAAGUGACAGUGAGCACUUCAAAGGCAGCGAGCAUGACAAAAAAUUCGAUCACGAAGCUUUCUUGGGGAAGGAAACCGCCGCUGAAUUUGAUGAGCUCACACCCGAGAAGUCCAAGGAGAAAUUGGCGUAAGUUUUGAGGUUUUAUGCCCUUAGGUAAUGAAAUUUCAAAAAAUCUUUUAUGCUGUUUUGAAGCUAGUGGUAUUAGCUUCUUUUUGCGCUAUAAAUUUUUGAUAGGUUACUGUAAUUUUUAGUAACAAAAAGUGGUUUUAUUUUUUGGGAGGGUGAUGAAAGUUUUUUGUGUAUAUCAUUGUCGCAUAGUAUAAAAAUAAAAAGUCGAUUUUAAUAUAAGAAUAUACAGGCUACGAAGAUGCUGUAGCCAAAUUUCCAGCCAUUUUGGAUUACUGUAUCAUAGUAAAAUUCUCGAAAAAAGGAUUUUUACCAAAAAUUUCGGCUUUUUUAAAUUUUUUGAAUUAUUUCGCCCUUAAAAGGCAAUGUUUACAAAACUUUUUUGCUCUCCCUUAUAGAAGACUAUCUAAUCUUCAUUUCCACCACAUAAACUUUUCGACUUUUACAGUAAACUCAUCCCGAAAAUGGACUCGAAUGCGGACGACUUCAUCGAAGAAGAGGAGCUUCGUGACCACAUCCGUUUCAUGCAACAGCGCUAUGUAAACAACGAUGUGGACCGCACCUGGAAGCACUACAAGGAGGAUCAGAUCAAGGACGGCCUUCUCAGCUGGGCUGAUUAUCGCGCUUUGGUCUACGGCAGCCCAGAUGGCGCUGGCCAAGAGUUGAGCCCAGAAUACGAAAAGAUGAUCAAAAGGGAUGAGAGAAGAUGGGAAGUCGCUGAUUAUGACAGCAAUGGAAAGCUGGACAGGACUGAGUAUGGAUGUUUCAUGCACCCAGAGGACUGUGAUCACAUGAGAGACAUCGUUGUUCAUGUAAGUUGAAGUUUUUUGGCGCAAUUGAAAAAAUUUAAAAUUGCACAGUGCAAAAAAUUCAAAACUGGAUUUCUGCACAGUGCAAUAUAGAAAUGGCAACUUUUUUGUCAAAAUAAUAUCACAUAGGGUCUAUUACAUCAUUCUAAACCAUAAAAUUUUUUAUUGCACAGUGCAGUUUCAAAAAAAUGAAAAUGUUUAUAUUGCACUGUGCAAAAACAAAAAACUCUGUUUUUGCCCAGUGCAGUUAUAGCAUUCAUAAUAUUUUGACUGUAUAUAGAAGGUAUCAGCUUAGAAUUACUCCAUGCUUCCUAAAAAUUGUAUUUGCACAGUGCAAUUUUCUAAUAAUGAAACCUUUGUGUUUUGCACUGUGCAGGAACAAAACUUUAUUUUUUUGCACAGUGCGGGUUUACAUUUUUUUCUCAUUUUGUCAAAUUUGAAAGAUAAUAGUCUACUUUGUCUGACCAUACAGUGAUUUUUAUUUUCUGCUCGGAAGGACUUCCAAAAAAGGCACAAGUUUCGACUGCACAGUGCAGAACAAAACUUUAUAUAUUUUACACUGUGCAAGGUCAAGUUUUCAUCUCAAUUUGUCAAAUUAGAAUAAGAAUACUCUUCCUUACCUGCUUAUGCAGUGAUUGUCUUUUUCUGCCCAGCAGACCUCCCAAAAAAGGCAAAAGUUUUGACUGCACAGUGCAGAACAAAACUUUAUAUAUUUUACACAGUGCAAGGUCAAAUUUUCAUCUCAGUUUGUCAAUUUAGAAUAAGAAUACUCUACUUUACCUUGUCAUAGAGUAAUUUUUAUUUGCUGCUCGGUAGAAUUUCCAAAAAAGGCAAAAAUUCCGACUGCACAGUGCAUGAACAAAAAUUUAUUUUUUGUACAGUGCGGGUUUACAUUUUUUUCUCAGUUUGUCUAAAUUUGAAAGAUAAUGGUCUACUUUAUUUGUUCAUAUAGUAAUUUUCACUUGCUGUUCAGCAGAAUUUCCAAAAAAGGCAAAAAUUCCGACUGCACUGUGCAGAAUCCCCUUCUGUCCAAAAACCCCUCUUUUUUACCGGAUUUUCUGUUUCAGGAGACCAUCGAAGACAUUGACAAGAACAAGGAUGGUGCUGUUGACCUCGAGGAGUACAUCAACGACAUGUACCGGCCAAACGACUACCCAGAAUUGAACGGAAAAGAGCCUGAAUGGGUCCAAUCGGAGCGCGAAAUGUUCAAAGAGCACCGUGACAAGAACGGCGACGGGAAGUUGGACACUGAAGAGAUGAGAGAGUGGAUCAUGCCCUUAGGCUUCGAUCAUGCCGACGCCGAGGCCAAGCAUUUGCUGGGCGUUGCGGACGAGAACAAGGACGGGAAAUUGAGUCACGAAGAGAUUUUGGCCCAUUAUGACACCUUUGUUGGAUCGCAAGCCACCGAUUAUGGAGAGCAGUUGCAGAAACACGACCCGGCUGACCUCUAA